Betta splendens (Siamese fighting fish) is the source of this 3616-nucleotide messenger RNA. RefSeq names its product L-fucose kinase. The record is from RefSeq and is a predicted model, not a curated record. The transcript is spliced from 23 exons. Gene Ontology annotation, biological process: GDP-L-fucose salvage. Lineage: Eukaryota; Metazoa; Chordata; Actinopteri; Anabantiformes; Osphronemidae. Bases 208 to 3432 code for a protein of 1074 amino acids. Gene Ontology annotation, molecular function: ATP binding; fucokinase activity.
AGACUAAAACCGAGCGCGCCCCGUUCAGCCUAAGGCAGCCCGCGCGGCCCAACCUGUUACACAGACCAAACAGGCGCUCGCGCCGCCGCGUCCCGUUCGUCCGCGCAUUAACUUCCGUCUUCCUCCUAAACUCAUCGUUGCCGUUGUGAAGGUGGCGCCGAACGUCUCUGAGUGUGUUCUGUUAGUGGUGGGUCGUCGGAACAGAAGAUGUCCGACAGCUUCAGGUGGACGGUGCUGGUUCUGAGCUGCCAGCACAAAGACAGCGUCUACGCCUUCCAGAGAGAGCUGGAGCUGCGGCAGCAGCGGGGCGGCCUCUUCCAGGGGACGUUGGUUUUGACCGUGCAGGACCGCCAGGAGCCGCCGGGCAGCGGCGGGGCCACGCUGAACGCGCUGCUGGUCGCUGCAGAGCACCUGAGCUCCAGAGCGGGACACACCGUGGUGACGGCGGACGUCCUGGAUGGAGCUCACAUCCUCAUCCUCCACGCGGGCCGGGAUUUCCCUUGGAGCUCGUGCAGCAGGGCGUUCUGCUGGUUGCCUCAGGAGAAGCCCGGUCAGAGGGUCCAGGCUCCGGUCUGCUGCCUGGACCUGCUGCUGGACGGCCUCAGCGACCGGAUCUGCCCCGGUUCUCCUCCUGGCGUUUGGGUCUGCAGCACCGACGUGGUCCUGACGGUGCCCCCUGACUUUGUUCUGUCCUGGGACGGGUUCUCUGGGGUUCGGGUUCUGGCUCUACCUGGUGAUAUCUCCUACGCAGCCGACCACGGGGUGUACCUGGCCGACCCACAGGGUCAGGUCAGGGACAUCAUCUACAAAGGAACCGAGGAGCAGAUUGGUGAAGCUGUGAUGCCCGAUGGGAAGGUUCCACUGGUAUCAGGUCCGGUCUUCUUCAGCAGGUCUGUUUCAGAGAAGCUGUUGCAGGCUCACGUCGCUCCUCCUCUGGACGGCUGCACCUACCUGGGCCUGGACUCUGGAGCUCCACCGCUCCAGGUCUCUCUGUUCCUGGACGUGUUGAAGUGUCUGUGCUCAGACGUGACUCGGGAUCAUUUUGUGAGUGAGGAGAGAGUCGGCUGUAGCUCCGUUGUAGGUCCGCAGGGGGCGCUGGUGAGGAGCGGCAGAGCCCAGCUGUGGAGGCUCCUCAGAGGGACUCCUCUCAGACUGGCCUACGUGUCCGCCGGUCGCUAUGACUACCUGACUCUGUCCGGGAAGCAGCACAUCAGCCGGCUGACCCGUGAGCAGACCAGCACCAGCGUGCUCUCUCACAUCCAGAGGCAGAGUUUAGUGAGUGACGGGGCUCAGGUCAUCAACAGUGUUAUGGAGGGAGACGUUGCCGUGGCGAUGGGAGCGGUGGUGCAACACUGCCACCUACAGGGUCCCCUGAGCGUCCCGGCGGGCUGUUUGCUGUCGGGGCUGGAGUCUUCAGCUUCGCCACACGUGAGGCGGCUGAACCUGUCGGACCACCUCAUCGUCCAGGGACAUCGGAUCGAGCUGGGCCGCUUGAAGCUGAGCGUCUACAGCGCCGUGGGAGCAGAUGACGACCUGGAGGCCUCCUGGGACGGCGCCAACGCCUCCUUCCUCAACCAGAGGUGGAGCCUCUUCCACAGCAGGACGGGAAUUCAGCCAGACGAGUUGUGGGCCGGAGGAGAAAAGCGCUCCCUCCUGGAGGCCCGUCUCUUCCCGGUGCUCCACCCCAGAGAAGGUGCAGUGGGUUUGGAGGCAGGAGUGGGCUGGCUGCUGGGCGGAGCCGGCUGUCUGUGGAGGUGGAGGGAGGCAUGGAGGCUCUCUCUCAGGGAGGUGCUGGCGCUGACCCACCAGGAGGGGGAGCUGCAGUGGAGGGAGGCGCUGCUGCUCCUGGCAGGGAGCAGGACGGCGUGUGAGGUGCUGACCCGGGGGGCGGACGUCUGCCUGCUGCCGAUGUUCAGGGCUGCAGUGUUGGGAGGUCAGCAGGAGGCGCUGCUGGAGACUCUGGACAACCUAGCAGCAGAGACCCGGCAGCAGGGCCUGGACUCGGACCUGGGCGUCGCCGCGCGCUGCCUCUCCUGCAUCGCUGACGUGCUGGUGCUCAUGGCUGGGGGGAGGGGGGGUCUGAGGAGCGGACCUGCUGCUAACGAGGCGUGGAGCGCCGCCUACCGCCUGCUGGAGGAGGGAAACCUGAGCGCAGGAGUCCACGCGCUGGCGGCAGAGAGGGAGCGCUGGCUCGGCCGGCCGGACCUGCUGGUUCGGGCAGCGCGCCACUACGAGGGGGCCGCACAGGUGCUGAUCCGGAAGGCGGUGAUGUCAUCACACAGGUUCAUGUCCAUCGGUCAGGGCGCCGUCCCACCACUAGGGCAGUGGCAGGAGGUGGCGUGCCCCGCCAGACUGGACCUGGCAGGCGGGUGGAGUGAUACUCCUCCCAUCGCCUUUGAGCACGGCGGAUCCGUGACCAACGUCGCCGUGACCAUCGACGGGAAACGUCCCAUUGGGGCCAGAGCUCGUCGCGUGUCGGAGCCUCACCUCCUGCUGGUGAGCUGCUCUGGAGGGAAGCACAGUGGGGUCUCAACUCAAACGCUGUGCUGCAGCCUGGAGGACCUGAGGGACUACAAUCAGCCUCACGCUCCCGGUAGGAGGCCGCAGCCGGACUCUGCCGGCUUGGGAAGUUUGGCAGCUCAUCCUCUGGGGCGCCAGCUGGAGCAGAAGUGGGGAGGAGGUGUGGAGCUGCAUAGCUGGUCAGAGCUGCCCACCGGAUCCGGUCUGGGUACCAGCAGCAUCCUGGCGGGGGCGCUGCUGGCCGCGGUCUACAGAUGUACAGGUCGAAGCUACGACACAGACUCCCUGAUCCAUGGCGUGCUGUAUCUGGAGCAGGUCCUCACCACAGGUGGAGGCUGGCAGGAUCAAGUUGGAGGCUUGGUGGGCGGAGUUAAAGUUGGCCGUUCCACAGCUUCUCUGCCCCUGCAGGUCACAGUGGAACGCCUCCAACCUCCAGCGGACUUCCUGGCUUCUCUAGAGCAGCACCUGCUGUUGGUGUACACCGGCAAAACCCGCUUGGCACGAAACCUGCUGCAGGAUGUGGUCCGUAGCUGGUACAGCCGUCUGCCCUCCAUGGUCCAGAACGCCCAGCAGUUGGUGGCCAACUCAGAGCAAUGUGCCAGAGCCUGCUCAGAGGGCUGUCUGUCAGCGCUCGGCCAGUGUCUGGACCGUUCGUGGCAGCAGAAGAAGCUGAUGGCUCCGGGCUGUGAACCAGCCUCGGUGAGGGCCAUGAUGGAGGCCCUGAGGCCGCUGGUCCUGGGUCAGAGCCUGGCUGGAGCCGGCGGCGGGGGAUUCCUUUACCUGCUGACCCGAGAGCCCGGACAGCGACAGGCGGUGCUGCAGGUCCUCCACGGCACGGCGGGUCUGGGAGACUUCAGCGUUCACUCCGUGGAGCUGGACAUGGACGGGAUCUCAGUCCUCCCACCGUCCUGAGGCUCCUGGCAGAAGCCUGCUCGGUGACCCAGCAGUCAUUGGUGUCAGGCGGUACUGACCUGAAUCAUUCUGGACUGAGAGCACGCAUGACAUGCUGUGUGAUGGUUCAAGACUUCAGCAUCAGGAGACAAAUGUUUGGUUUUUCAUUAAGGUCUUUGUUAAUAAAGGCUCGGUGCCACUGUGA